This is a messenger RNA of Macrosteles quadrilineatus (aster leafhopper), 5530 nucleotides long. Its product is annotated as serine/threonine-protein phosphatase rdgC-like. The transcript has 17 exons. Gene Ontology annotation, biological process: detection of stimulus involved in sensory perception. The record is from RefSeq and is a predicted model, not a curated record. Gene Ontology annotation, molecular function: manganese ion binding; protein serine/threonine phosphatase activity; iron ion binding. Gene Ontology annotation, cellular component: nucleus; cytosol. NCBI's taxonomy places the organism in Eukaryota, Metazoa, Arthropoda, Insecta, Hemiptera, Cicadellidae. Bases 261 to 2465 code for a protein of 734 amino acids.
ACGACCGACCGGACGUGACAUAACGUGUACGUGCCGUGUACACGACGUACUGUACAUGUGCGACUGUGACGUGCAACUACGUGGUUCAACCUGCGCUGACAAGUUUGUGAUCAACUGAAUUUACAUUUUGGACUUCCCUCAUUAAAGAAGGCUACAAGAGCCAUGUUGAUGCCCCCGACACUGCUGUGUCCCCCGCUGCUGUAGAUUGCCCCACUGCCAUGCCCCCGUUGCCGUGAUGCCCGGUGCCCCGCUGCACCGACAUGCUUGGCUGUGGAACUCUGCCAAGCUGCGGGUGCCACAACACGACUUCCUCAGACCUCAGCUACUCGUCUGAGAGUUCGUCGUCGGACGCAGACAUGCGGCGAAACCAGGGAAGCUCCUGCCAGGAGGUGGUGAAACACAACGGCGUCGGCGCCUUCCUGGCAGCGCUGUCCCCCAGGAACCUGUUCCGGGGCUUCAAGAAGAACAGCGAGUUCAGCAUGCCUAAGGCAGAACGAACCAUGAAGGCGGCCAUCUUGAUUCAACAAUGGUACCGCAGAUACCUCGCCAGAAUGGAGGUACGUCGUCGAUACACAUGGACAAUCUUCCAGAGCAUAGAGUAUCAAGGCGAGCAGGACCAAGUCAAGCUGUACAAUUUCUUCAACGCGCUGCUGACGCACAUCCCCACGACGCCGUCGUCACACAAACCUAUAACUAGUGAUACCACGUCAAAGUCGUCCUCUACAGACACAACAGUAGAGACCAAGUUUGAGGACGAAUCUCCAAGUGACGGUGGCAGUUCUCCUAACCAGUUCGUCGAGUCCAACUACAAAGGGAUCCAUCUAGGAAACCCUCUGAGUCGACAGGACCUUGACAACCUUAUAGAGUCCUUCCGCAAGAAAAAGGACCCCCUGUGGAAACGGUGCUGCUGUAUGUGUUCUCCUCAAAUACAUCCGGAGUUUACUCACAGACUGCACGCCAAAUACGUAGCGACAAUACUGAAACAAGCAACAGCAGCUCUCAAGAAACUGCCCAACCUGAAUGUAGCCUCUACCGCCAUCUCCAAACAAAUAACUGUGUGUGGAGACCUGCACGGCAAGUUGGAGGACCUGCUUAUAAUCUUCCAUAAGAACGGACUGCCAUCAGCGGAGAACCCGUAUGUGUUCAACGGUGACUUCGUCGACCGUGGCAAGAAGGGGCUAGAGGUUCUUCUGCUGUUGUUGGCUGUCCUGCUGGUGUUUCCUGAUGGAGUGUUUCUCAACAGAGGAAACCACGAGGAUCACGUCAUGAACACCAGAUACGGAUUUAUCAGGGAAGUUAAGCUGAAGUACAAGCACAACGCUGAGCGGCUGCUGAAGCUGAUCGAAGGGGUGUACAGGUGGCUCCCCCUAGGCACAGUGGUCAACAACAAGGUACUCAUCGUUCACGGAGGCAUCUCCGAUAUCACGGACUUGGACUGGGUUAGGAGUCUUGACAGACAGAAGUAUGUGUCACUGCUGAGGCCACCAGUUGUCCCAGAGACCAACAACGCCGUCGCUACAGAGGCCAUUGAUAAGAUGGAGUGGAAACAGGUGUUCGACAUCCUCUGGAGCGACCCACAAGGCACGGAAGGCUGCAUACCUAACUCCUUACGAGGGGCAGGCACCUACUUCGGCCCUGACGUCACUGAGCAGUUCCUAGCCAAACACAACCUUAUGUUCAUCAUCAGAUCGCACGAGUGUAAGAUCGAUGGAUACGAACUCACUCAUAACGAUAAGGUGGUGACGAUAUUCUCUGCGUCCAACUACUACGAGACAGGGUCCAACAAAGGUGCCUACAUGAAGCUGGUAGGUCCCCAGCUGGUGCCGCACUUUGUACAGUUCAACACAGCCAGAUCCGUGGCCAAGGCACUCACGUUCAGACAGAAGGUGGGGCUGGUGGAAUCGUCUGCCAUACGAGAGUUGAGUACCAAGGUCCAAGCUCACCGGGAGAAACUUAUAGUAGCCUUCAGGAGAUCAGACAACCACGACACCGGACUGGUGACGGUGUCGGAGUGGUGCUCCGCCAUGGAGGAGACCACUGGUCUCAGCCUUCCCUGGAGGAUGCUCAAGGAGAAGCUGGUCUUGAUGGACCCCGCUGGCUCGGGGAAAGUCCGCUACAUGACCACCUUCCAGGACAUCGAGCCUGCCAGGCGAGGGCACGGGGCCACCGUAGUUGAGACGCUCUACAGGAAUAAGUCGAGUUUGGAAGCCAUAUUUAGGAUAAUAGACAAGGAUAAUUCAGGUUACAUAUCUUUGGAGGAAUUCAAGGACGCGUGUGAGUUGCUGGGAGAGCACCUUCAGCAUCCCCAGGACGAGGCCCUGGACAUCUGCAAGAGUAUGGACAUCAACAAGGAUGGUCUGGUGGACCUCAACGAGUUCCUGGAGACCUUCAGGCUUGUAGACAUGGAGGUCGGGAGAGGAGACUCCGUGGAUGUUGACUCUGACGACGAAGGUGACCGGGACUGAACGGAAGAAACUGCAGAUGGGGAUUGAUGAUACCAUCAUGUCAUAGAGUAACAUGAAAAUGAUUAUGGGAAGAUUUACUGACUUAUCACAUAUUUGAGUCGUUUUCAUGGAUUUCGUGUAAUAUGAUAAGUAUGUUUACAAGUACCUUAGUAUAUCACGUAAUCCUGCGUCGAUUCAAGUUUCAAGAUUCAGGAUUUCAUCAAGCCUUUAGGUCAUUGGCAAUUGGCCAAGUCACUAACAAAACAGAGAAUCAUGUCCUCCUGACUCACUAAGUUAAUCCUGAUCGUGUAGCUCACUUUGUACAGAUGAGGUGAUUACAAGAGCAUCUAUUAAGAUCAACGCAGGAUCUAGGCAACAUAAGGAAUUUUAGCCUUUUAUGAGUUGUUUUAUGAGUUGUUUGACGUUGAUUUUACAACAGCAAUGGGUUAAACAAUGGAAAUGGCGGAAUUGUUAAUUAUGUUAACAGUCAUAUUAAUUCAAGUGGGGCCAUUCGCCAAACCUGUCUUUGUCAAGCUAACAUUUCGUAUGUUCGCAGUCAAGUGAUCUAACAGGAGUUGCCAUUAUUCAAAUAAUUAUCAAAUAAUUCUUUAAGAAAUCAAUGUACACGUGAUAAAGUUAACCAAAACAUAUUUAAUUGUAAAGCGUCAGCCCAUCUAUGUACAACCAAGCAACGCUUUAUAAUUUUCUCCCUACGAAUUUCCAAAUGCCUUAAUGUUUGGUGGUCUAUGUAGGCGUUGAUAAAAAAUAAAAAAGGUCGUGUUAGAAAUGAAGAUUGUGUUGUUAAGGCUGCGGGUAUAAAAUUAUGUAUUGAUGAACACUUCUUAUUAACUUUAAAAUGUUUGAGUUACUCUUGAUGUUGUUUCUUCAUGAAAAUUUCCCUUAUUACAUGUGCAACAUUAAACUAAGAUUGUUAAAAAAUGGUAAAUCUUGUUUGAAAAUGAUGCUUUCAAGAAUUAAUUGUUUAAGACAACAAAUAUAAUAUCAUCCAAAGUGAGUGAAUUCAGUUCCAAUUUUUGAGUUUAGAGUAGAGUUAAACAGUUGAGAAUAUUACAAAUAUGUUUUAUAAAUUUACAACGAAUACUCUUUGUAAGCAUCUGGUAAGCAUGCUGUUUUCUUGUUACAUGUAAUAUGGAAGCCAAACAAAAAAGACAAGUUCAUAUUAAAAUUGCAACUUCAAAGUAAAAUGUCGUGUAUUCGGUGCUCAACUUCUAGUCGAUAUAUUUUAGUGAUGUGCCAAAAGACAGAUAGAUACCUUUAGGGAAGUUGGAUCUGUAAAUAGUUUUGAGAAAUCUAAGUUGUAAAUAAUAUUAGUUAUUAUGAAGGAAUUGUCCAUCUGUGUAGAUUGUAUAUUUCAACCACUGGCUGUGUAUAUUGUUGAAGUGACGUAAUCAUAUACUGUAUAGAGAAUGACAUACUUAUAUGAUAUAAAUGUAGUUUUUUCUUAACAAUAUAGUUAAACGUUCGAUGUUCUUCAAUUAUUCUCAUGUAAACACCAAUUCUAUUGUAACCAUUAGCUCUGUGUAUUCGAGGUAUUACUCUAAUAUCUUCUUACAAACAAAAGAUGCGUCUCUACUUUUUGCCGUCUGCUCUUGAGUAUUAAGAUAAUGAUAACUGUAAGUAAUAUCACUAGAUAUAUUCAAAUUUUGUAAAGUGCGUUAAAAGUGAAACUUCAAUCUCGUAAAAUCUAUGAUUUAUUAAGUUUUUAAAUGACUCUUUUAGUAAUAAACAACUUCAAUUAUGUCGUAACAAAGUGCUAAUUUAAUAUGUCCUAAUAUGUAAAAUAUAAUUAACACCACAAUAGUAAUAAACUUUUUUAGUAUUGUACGAACUCAAUAGUUAAAGGUUAAACCUAUUCAAUUUUUUCACUGUAUAUUCUGGUUACUGUGUCUUAUUUUAGAGAUAUUUAAAAACAAACUUACUUCUUAGUUGUUCCUACUCAGUUAAAAAGUCAGCUUUAUUACGUUUUUUGAACCCUGUGUGUAUUUGAUGAACAGGUUCCAUUUUUUAUGUAAUAGGAUUUAUAAUCAAGCCCUUCUAUCUAUGUAAUUCUAGCAGAAUGAAUUAAAUUUUAUGAAAUUUUUUCCCAAGUCACCUAUCCCCAUUUUUUACUGAUAAUAAGUGAAUGGCUGGAUAAUUAUAUGUAAGAAAUAAUCGUAUAAAUUGGUUGUGGGCCGUACUCAGUUAAUAUGUUUUUUUGUCAGUGUUAUCAAGGGAAACUCAAGCCAAAUUAAACUGUUUUCUCAAAAUAACGAGCUAUUGAUUGGAAUUAAAUACAAAGGAGCUUACUACUACUGGUCCGUCCACAUAUAAUGAUCAAAAACCUAAUAUAAUUUAUUGAAAUAAAUUAUAUUUUUUGUAAAUACAUUUAUUUAAUUUAUUCAUGAUUCCCCUACGUUUUCGAAACGGGAUUGAUCUAAAUGGUUUUUCUAAUCAAAUGUGUAACUGUAUUAAUGUAGAGAAAUAAAUAUUAAUGUUUGAUUAAAAUCGUGAUAUUUUAAAAUUAAAAAAAAACUGUUGAAAAUGUAAUCUGUUGUAUUACCUAACUAGGGUAAUAAUUGACACGGCUAGCUGGGUGGAAAGUUACCAUUGAUAGGGACCAUAACAAUAUUAACUAUUAUUUAGAUUAUAGUGUAAAUAUUUGAUGUAAAUUAUUUUUACGUAAAAUUUAUUAGGAGGUUACUAUACAUAUUGGUGGGAAUAUUAAUAAGUUUUUAAACUUAAUAAGAGAAUAGCAUGUCAAUGUUUUGUUUUAGUUAAGAACUUUUGUACUUUAUUUCACGUUAAAAUAAAGCUUUGUUCUCUGUAAUGUCAAUUGUAAUUUAAAACAGUAUUUUAGUUGUGUUUAUAAUGUUCAUUGUCCAGAGUUUGUGAGUGUUUAGAUUUUAGAUUGGAAUGUUACCUCGUUUUAUAGUUCCACAUUUAGUUCUGAAUCUUGGUAGGAACUUUAAGGACAAAACGGGUGCUUCAUGUGGUUUUAGCGAAUUUCCCUAUAGGGAAGUAGCUAUUACCGUAGGUCUCAUGGUAAGACUUAGGUCCGGGACCGAUUUACUUUUUCAUUUUGAUGU